AUGUCCUCCGAACCGUCGCGUCCGCGGCACUCCGCGGACGAGGAUAGCGAUCACAUGGAGAUGGACGGGGAGGAAUUCCGCGAGGCGCUGUUCACGCACAACCUCACGGAGGACGAUUUGAACCAGGAGAAGCGCGAGACGCUGCAGCUCCUCGCGCUCAUGUUCUGCGACAAGGAGGGGCUGUGGCGCCUACGCAAGCAACAACUCCUCGAGAUCAUCGUCUCGUCCAAGUCCUGGAUUGACCGACACGGCGGCGGCGGAGGUGGAGGGGGCGGGGGUGGGGGUGGAUCGGGAAGUGGUGGUGGUAGUGGUGAGUCGCGAUCGUCCUCGUCGUCACCGUUUAGCCGGGUUGCCUCGAGGAAGGCGCCGGGCGGGAUUAACAGCGCGGAAGAGGGGGCGGCGGCGGCGGCGGCGCAUCGUUUCGCACGCGUGAACUCGCGGCAGGCGGCCGGCGGGCUCAACAGCGCGGACGGCGGCGGCGGCGGUUCGAACUUUGCCCGCGUGAGCUCGAGAAAAGCCGCCGGGGGGAUCAACUCGCUGGAGGAGGAGCAGCGUCAUGCGGCGUCGUUUGCGCGCGUGAACUCCCGGCAGGCCCCCGGCGGGCUUAACAGCGCCGAUGGCGGAGGCGGCGGGCACCCGCCGUCCUUCUCCCGCGUGAUUUCGAAAAAGGCGGCCGGCGGAGUAAACAGCGCGGACGAGGACCGGCGCGCGGCGGCUUUUGCGCGCGUGAACUCUCGGCAGGCGGCGGGGGGCGUGAGCAGCGCGGAUAGCGGGGGAGGGGGGUCGCACCACACGUCCCCGUUCGGGAGAGUGAACUCGAGAAAAGCGACGGGGGGAGUGAAUAGCGCGGAGGACGAGCAGCGGCAUAGGGAGGAGCGGGAGAGGCAGAAGGAGGAGCGCGAGCGGCUUAGAGAGGAGCGGCACUCGUCGGCGUUUGGGCGGGUGAACUCUAAAAAGGCAGCUGGUGGAGUCAAUAGCGCGGAUGGGGAAGGCGGGCAUGGGCACGGGGAGAGGGCGGAAAGGGGGUUCGCGCGGAUAAACUCGAGGCAGGCGGGAGGAGUGAAUAGCGCGGACGGGGAAGGGGGGCAUGGAGAGAGAGAACGGUCAUAUGGGCGGGUUAACUCCAGGCAGGCGGCGGGAGGGGUGAACAGCGCGGACGGAGAAGGGGCGGGGCACGGGGAGCGGGGAGAGCGGGCGGAAAGGGCCUUUGCGCGCAUAAACUCGCGGCAGGCGGGCGGGGGAGUGAACAGCGCGGAUUCACCAAGCGAGCAGCGGCGCGAGCGCUCGUACAACAGAGUGAACUCGAAGCAAGCCCCGGGCGGAGUAAACAGCGCCUCGCGUUCCGCCCACGGAGCAACAGCCGGGGGAGACGGCGGAGGCGGAGGCGGGGCAGGAGCGGAAGGCGGGCCCGGGGACGUGUAUAACAACCAGAGCAGCUUUCUGGAGCGAGACAAGGAGCUGCUGCGCGCGUUUCUGUCCAACCCGCAGCAGUGGGACUCGCUUCUGGCCCGCACGCCCAUGCACGCGCGGUUCCUGGCGACGGUUCGCGAGCUUCGCGAGGCGCAGCGCGACGAGCUGCGACGGCUGCGCGACGUGAUCAUGGGGCAGAAGCAGGCGCUGGACGUGGAGGAUAUUCACGGGCUGGGGCUGGGCGUGCUGCAGGUGCUUGCCUCUGUUCUCUGCGACUCUAUCAAAGUCACCUCUACCAGCAGAGAAGACCUCGUUACAGUGUGCCUCGCUAUGGGCCCAUGGCACCCUACGGCUGGGGACGAUAUGGACGAUCACCAUGCAGGAGGCGGCAUGGGUUCGCCUGGUAUGGGCGGCAUGGGUGGGAUGGGUGGGAUGGUUGCAGCAGGGGGGGCUACUAAUAGUGAUCACUUAGACGUUCGGAGCCCGGGAUCGAGUGCGUCAAUGAGCUUUCGGGAUGAGGAAGGGGACGGGGAGAAGAAAAAGAGCAGCAAGGAGAAGAAGGAGAAGAAGGAGAAGAAGGAGAAGAGCAAGAGGAGGUCUUCGGCUGUGGAUUCGGCUUCUGGGCAGGAUAUGAGUGAAGGGGAGAUGUCUUGCACGAGCAGAAGCUCCAGGGCUAGUGCCAAACCGCGGCGGUCCCGGCAGCACCAUCAGCCGGCGCAAGUGCUAGAGGAAGAUGGGGAUAGCAUGGGGGGUUCGGACACUCAUCUCCCCCCCCUCGCGCCGAACCACGUGGGAGGCUCGGUGCUUGGGAGGCUAUCGGUAGGUUCGUCGGAGCUCGGUACCACCGAUCUUUCUCUUGUGGAGUCUGGUUCGGGAAGCAUGGUGGAAGGUUCGUUGGAAGGGGAGCAGGACGAGGAGUUGGAAGAGGUGAUGAGGCUUGAGCAGGAGGCGCUGCUGCGAUUCUCCCAGGGGACGAAGCAGCUGGAGAAGCAGAUUAAGGAGGACCGGAAGCAGGCAGACGCGGCGGUAUCGCGGCUGAAUGCAGCUAAGGAAAAGCUGGCGGCGGCUCAGAGGGCAGUGGAGGAGGAAGAGAGGAGGGUGGCAGAGGCGGACGAGAGAUUCAAAGGGUCGGUCAUGGCUAUGGAAGACGGGAAAGAGCUGAUGGAAGAGGCGUGUCUGGUGGUGAAGAGCAAGGCGGGGGAGUGCCGUGCUGCAUGGAAGAAGCACCUAGAUGUGACCAACAGGCUGACGUCUGCUCUGCAGAUGGGCACGCCUGGUGCGAGGAAAUCGGCAAACCGGCAGCGGCAGGAGGAUUUCGAGCUGGCUGCAAAGACGCAUGAGGAGUUUGUGAGGCUGUAUGAGGAGUUAGAGGCUCUAUGCAAGCCGAGCCUGCAGCAGGCGAUUACUAGGCUGGCUAGUUGUGCUUUAAGGAUGGACGAUGCGGAUUUGGGGCUGGGGGGCGGAGGAGGGGGAGGGGGAGGGGGCAUGAGAGGGUUUAUGAUGGACGGAGGGGGAGGGGGAGGGGGUGGGGGGAGUGGGGAUGGAAUGGAGGGAGCUGCGUCGAUGGGGGCUUUGUAG
Closterium sp. Naga37s-1 is the source of this 2988-nucleotide messenger RNA. The record is from the annotation of a GenBank genome assembly. NCBI's taxonomy places the organism in Eukaryota, Viridiplantae, Streptophyta, Zygnematophyceae, Desmidiales, Closteriaceae.